Porites lobata is the source of this 411-nucleotide messenger RNA. Lineage: Eukaryota; Metazoa; Cnidaria; Anthozoa; Scleractinia; Poritidae. The record is from the annotation of a GenBank genome assembly.
AUGAACAUCAACCUUCGGGAGGGUUUUCUCUUCCGUGCUACCGACCCUAAAGGUCGCGUUUCUCCAAAGCCGUUCGUGGGUUCUACGGUGGCUAACCGUCUCCGCCUUCAUCUCACGGCGUUAAAUAUUGAUGAGGGUGAAACUAUGCACAGUUUUAGGAGCGCCUGUUCCAUAACUCUACCUCUUUUAGGUGCCUCAGAUGACCAAGUGGCUAGUCAUGUUGGCUGGAAAAGCAUCCAGGUGGCUCGAUAUUAUUCUCAAGUCCCCAAAGUUAUGGAUUUGUCGCUGCCAGCUUCUCUUCUUGCCCAAGGCACUGUUAGAGGGAAAGAUAGUAUUUCUCGCGCAGGUUCAUUAGGGACCGAAUUCCGCGCUCGCAGUAAUCUCAAGGGGCUAUCCCUCGCCUUUCCUUGA